AUGAAAAAACAAAGACCUGCUGAGACGCAUUAUGUGACACACUCAACACACUCAACACACUCACACUCGCACUCAACACACACAAAACAGCGGUCACACUCGCAUGUGGAAGUUGACAUAUCACAAAUCAAUGCAAAGAGUUUCACUUUCCGUGAGCUAGCAACAGCAACAAAGAACUUCCGUCAGGAGUGCCUUCUAGGAGAAGGUGGGUUCGGAAGAGUUUAUAAGGGAACUCUUCAGUCGAGUGGGCAGGUGGUGGCUGUGAAGCAACUCGACAGAAAUGGAAUGCAUGGAAACAAGGAAUUUCUGGGAGAGGUUUUGACACUGAGCCUCCUACACCAUCCAAACUUAGUUAAUCUUAUUGGAUAUUGUGCCGAUGGAGAUCAAAGGCUUUUGGUCCACGAAUUCAUAUCAGGCGGCACUCUAGAAGACCGAGUUCUUGAUAAUCAAGCAGGUAAAAUGACUUUAGAUUGGUACACGAGGAUUAAAAUAGCUUAUGGUGCUGCUCUGGGAUUGGAGUACUUGCAUGAGAAGGCCAAUCCACCCGUUAUAUAUAGGGACUUCAAAUCUUCAAAUAUCUUGUUAGAUGAAGAAUUCAAUCCAAAGAUCUCGGAUGUUGGACUUGCCAAGCUUGGCAAUGCCGGAGAUAGGAUGCAUGGACCAUCAAGGCUGAUGGGCGCCUAUGGUUUCUGUGCUCCAGAGUACUCGAGAACUGGUGAAGUCACAAUGAAAUCGGAUGUAUACAGCUUCGGAGUUAUUCUUCUGGAGCUAAUUACUGGAAGAAGAGCCAUUGACACUACAAGAGCAAAUGAUGAGCAAAACCUAGUUGCUUGGGCACAACCCUUAUUCAGGGACCCAAAAAAAUAUCCAGAUAUGGCCGAUCAUUCUCUUAACAAGCAAUUUCCGGAGAAGGAACUAAAUCAGGCUGUUGCGAUAGCAGCAAUGUGCCUGCAAGAGGAGCCAUCAGUCCGGCCCUUCAUGAGUGAUGUUGUAACAACUCUAAGUUUUCUUUCAACAAGUCCGCCUCCUCCUGAGGCUACUCCUGCUCCUGUUCCAGCUUAUACAAUCCAGGAUGGUAACUCUGAAUCUGACAGUCUUUCCGACGAUGAUGAGAGCAAUGAGGAGGCUUCAGACAGUGAUAGUAUCAGAAGUGCACACAAUAGCCGCCGCCAUUAUGCUAAUGACAACUCAAAUAAGGAUGUUUAUGACCAAAAUUUGCGUCAACUAAGUGGUGUUGACUCCAAAGAAUGGCAUUCAUUUGAGAGAGACGAUGCCGCUUCUUCAGGUGACCAAAGAAGUAAAAGCAAGAGCAACAGUGAUCAAGGUACUAGUUUCAGCCAAGAUAAAUAUGGAAGUGCUACUUCUAGAAGCAACAGUGAAGAAUCCAACGAAGCAGGUAUUUCUCAUAGCAACAAUAGAGUACCACAAAAAGAAGAGACUACUGUCACAAUUGGAGGAAUUACGAGCGCAGAAUCAACAAAUGGAAACUCUAAAUCUGUCAAUUUCUUGGACCGCACCACCAGCCGCAGGGCAACCUGA
Fragaria vesca subsp. vesca is the source of this 1539-nucleotide messenger RNA. RefSeq names its product serine/threonine-protein kinase At3g07070-like. Gene Ontology annotation, biological process: protein phosphorylation. Gene Ontology annotation, molecular function: protein kinase activity; ATP binding. The transcript is spliced from 4 exons. Lineage: Eukaryota; Viridiplantae; Streptophyta; Magnoliopsida; Rosales; Rosaceae. Bases 1 to 1539 code for a protein of 512 amino acids. The record is from RefSeq and is a predicted model, not a curated record.